GAUCCGUAUAAAUUGAUGCCGCUUGUGCUGUUCGGGUCGCAGCAUCGGUGGCGAUCGAGGGCAAUGGAGGGGGAGGAGAAGACGAGGAAUGGAGGAGAGAUGGUGAAGCUGAUAAGCGCCGAGGGAUUCGAGUUCGUCAUCGACAAGAAGGCCGCUAUGGUCUCCCAGACGAUCAGCAACAUGCUUACCUCCCCCGGCGGCUUCGCGGAGACGCAACUGGGAGUUGUGACCUUUCCAGAGAUUAGCACGCCUAUCCUCGAGAAAAUCUGCCAAUACUUCUACUGGAAUCUUGAUUUUCAAAGUGGAAAGGAAACCGAGUUUCACAUCGAACCUGAGAUGACUUUGGAACUGAUGAUGGCUGCGAACUAUCUCCAUACUUGAGGUGCCCAUGAAUCAACAAACCGGAGAUGAUGACUCUGGAACUAAGGAUGGCUUCUCUUCACAGAUAUAGAUCAUUUAUGGAAACGCGUUGGAAGUGCUUAAAAACAAUUGGUAGUUUCUGCUGUAUUGAUUGAAAUAUUUCAAAUAGAUGUAGACUUGGUGAGAAUGGAAAUUACAUAUCUACUUAUCGACCUUUCA
Messenger RNA from Zingiber officinale, 579 nucleotides. Its product is annotated as elongin-C-like. Gene Ontology annotation, molecular function: protein-macromolecule adaptor activity. Gene Ontology annotation, cellular component: elongin complex. Gene Ontology annotation, biological process: ubiquitin-dependent protein catabolic process. The coding region runs from base 16 to 381 and encodes 121 amino acids. The transcript is spliced from 3 exons. The record is from RefSeq and is a predicted model, not a curated record. Lineage: Eukaryota; Viridiplantae; Streptophyta; Magnoliopsida; Zingiberales; Zingiberaceae.